Messenger RNA from Chaetomium strumarium, 635 nucleotides. RefSeq lists its product as uncharacterized. Bases 204 to 635 code for a protein of 143 amino acids. The transcript has 2 exons. Gene Ontology annotation, molecular function: oxidoreductase activity, acting on paired donors, with incorporation or reduction of molecular oxygen; heme binding; iron ion binding. NCBI's taxonomy places the organism in Eukaryota, Fungi, Ascomycota, Sordariomycetes, Sordariales, Chaetomiaceae. The record is from RefSeq and is a predicted model, not a curated record.
GUUAGGACUUACAUCAUCUUCCACCCGCGGAAAUCCGACAAUUCCUGCAAGUGGUAUUCAGUCCUCAUGACGUUGCAAUGGUCAAGCCCGUAAGGCUGAUGAUCCCCACACAUUCCCUUUUAUAAACGACUCCACGCAUCAGGGGGUUGAGAUUCUUCAAACCCUUUUUCACACAGGCCACCAGCGCUCGGGAACGGCUUUCCAUGUCAGCAUUCAACAAGGCAUCUGUCCCUUCUUUUGCGCCCGUCGGGAAAGCCCUCGCCGGUCUGGGGCUCAUUGCCUAUGGCUCCUUCGUCUACCGUCUGUUCCGCGUCCGGACGCUGGUGCGGUCCGUCGCAGAAAAGCAUGGCAUCCAAAGCCCCCAACACCAUCGACUCCAUUUCCUCGACGUCCUCAUCGCGCAGCUGAAAGUCUUCAUGCUCGCCGGCUACGACACCAUCGCCGCAACCCUCACGUUUGCCUACCAUCUCCUCUACAGUCACCCCGACAUCCUCGCCAAAGUCCGACCAGAACACUCCGUCGUCUUCGGCCACGACCCGUCCCUCGCCAGGGGCCUGAUCGCCCAAUCCCCCCAGCUCCUCCACCAACUCCCCUACACAACCGCCGUCCUCAAGGAAACCAUCUUAAACAUCUAG